Messenger RNA from Theobroma cacao (cacao), 1963 nucleotides. It is a transcript of the gene IPT9, whose product is annotated as isopentenyltransferase 9. Gene Ontology annotation, molecular function: tRNA dimethylallyltransferase activity. Gene Ontology annotation, biological process: cytokinin biosynthetic process; tRNA modification. Lineage: Eukaryota; Viridiplantae; Streptophyta; Magnoliopsida; Malvales; Malvaceae. The record is from RefSeq and is a predicted model, not a curated record.
GAAAAAAAUCUUUCCAGUUCCCACUUCCCACCAAAAAUUGAGAACUAAAACCCUGGAUAAAACCUUACCCACUCUUCCCAGUUUAGCCCCAAGACAGGAGCAACAAACCUAAGACCUUAAAGCCACUUGACAUCCACAAAGACCCAACAACGAAAGAAGAAAUCUCUGUCCAGAACACCCAUUUUGUAGAGAUGAUCCCGAGUGGAAUUUACAGCCUUCGCAGCAUCAUCCGCUUGCCUCAAAAACCCAUUCUUCCUUCACUGCUUCGUAGUAGAAAAACCUUAACUACAACCUCAAGCUCUGUUUCUAUCAACAAGGAGAGAGAGAAGAAAGAGAAGGUCAUAGUAAUAUCAGGGCCAACUGGGGCAGGGAAAAGUAGGCUUGCUUUGGAACUUGCGAAGCGUCUCAAUGGUGAAAUCAUCAGUGCUGACUCUGUUCAGGUUUAUCAAGGUCUUGAUGUUGGGUCUGCGAAGCCUUCUUCAAGUGAUAGAAAGGAAGUGCCUCAUCAUCUGAUUGACAUAUUGCACCCAUCUGAAGACUAUUCUGUAGGACAAUUUUUUGAGGAUGCUAGGCAAGCGACAAGAGAUAUACUUGAUAGUGGCCGUGUUCCCAUCGUUACGGGUGGGACUGGAUUGUAUUUGCGAUGGUUUAUAUAUGGAAAGCCAGAUGUUCCAAAGGCCUCUCUAGAAAUUGCAGCUAAAGUAUAUUCCGAGCUUGCAGAUUUUGAGAGAGAUGGGGACUGGGAGGCUGCUGUGCAGUUGGUGGUCAAGGCGGGUGAUCCAAAGGCCCAGUGUUUAGCUGCCAAUGAUUGGUAUCGCUUACGGCGUAGCCUUGAGAUAAUCAGGUCCAGUGGAUCACCUCCAUCUGCUUUUCAAAUACCGUAUAAUUCUUUUAGACAUCAAUUUGAUUCAAGUGAAACAAUUGAUUCUUAUGACUUAAACUCUUCUGCUGAUGCACCCGAGCAAGAUACUGUGAAGGAUUUGGACUACGAGUUCAUUUGUUUUUUCCUCUCAAGCCCCAGGCUUGAUCUCUAUAGGUUGAUUGAUCUGCGGUGUGAACAUAUGCUUUCAGAAACAGAUGGUAUUUUGUCUGAGGCUAGAUGGCUUCUGGAUAUGGGUCUUCAACCAAAUUCAAACUCUGCAACUCGAGCAAUUGGUUACAGACAGGCAAUGGAAUACCUGUUGAGGUGUAGGGAACAAGGGGGCAUGAGUUCCACCAGAGACGUCUAUUACUUUUUGUCUGAAUUUCAGAAAGCUUCCAGGAAUUUUGCUAAAAGACAACUGACAUGGUUCCGUAACGAGCAUAUUUAUCACUGGCUCAAUGCUUCUCGACCACUGGAAAAGGUGCUUAACUUUGUUUAUGAUGCAUACAAUGACGAAAGUGGAACUUUAGAUGUGCCUGAAUCACUUAAAAUGAAGAAAGAUGUGUCAAACCGGCGAGAAGCUUCCGAGCUAAAGGCCUAUCAUACUAGAAACAGGCAUUUUGUCAACCGUGAAGAUUGCUCAGAUAUUCUGGACUGGAUAAGGAGAACUCAAGGGUGAUGACAUAAACUUGUUCUAUCAGUUUGAUGUGACUCCAUUUUGGCCUUAUAGAACUGGACUUCAGACAUCCUUUUCGAUAACCUCCAAGUUGUUUGCUAAGGGGCCUCAUUCAUUCUGUCAUCUAAUCAUUGUUUGAGAAGUCUGCUUCAGAUGUUAAGCCAUAUUGAGAAUGUACCAGGAAAUGAAGGAACUUUGUGUAUGAGAGUUGAUUUAUUUCUGUGUAUUUAAGUAAAUAUAGUGUUACCGGAAAUAGAUAGCCUCAUUUGUUUACUAGAUUGUCUGUCUAUCCUUUUUUGUUCUUUUUUUUUUCCAGCAAUUUCAGAAACAGAUUGCUUGUAGUUGUAGUAACAUCAGAUCAAGUAGAUAAAGUUUUUUGCUUGAUGAUUAUAAAACAUCAGUGGUUCUUUCGAUGUGUUUUCUGA